GCUUCUCAGUUUUCUUUUUCAUUUGCAGGGGACAAUAAUUACUGUAUCAAUCAACAGGAGGGAUGACUGUACAACUUCCUCACAAAGUUAGAACAAUGCUCAUUUGGGUGAAUGGAUAAUGCUCCCAGUACAAUAUAAUUACAUAGCUCUGAAUGGGAAGAUCAUUCCUUCUUUUUCUUCAAUCUGUACCAUUAAUCAGCAUCUUAGUUUUAACAUGCAGAUCAAUCAUGUUCCCUACAGUUGAGAUGAGAAUAGCCUGUGAAGAUAGCAUAUGCUGAAAGGCUGGUUUCGGGGGAGGAGAAAAGUAUACUACUUUUAUUCCCUAGUGGCUAUGUUUGAUAAUGCCUCUUUUAAUAUUUCACUACUUCAUAAGACACUGUAUCUGAACCACAGGAAGUGGUGCUGUCUCUUAUUAAAUUGUAGCUGCAUUGACUGAUGCAGAAGUGAGUCUGUGUCCAUGAUCUAAUAAAUUAAUCAAAUACAAAUACUGUUUCUGCAAUUUGUUCUCUGUUUAAGCACAUAUCACACUGAAUAUGUCAAGUAUUUUUUUAUUUAUUGGCUUAGUGCUAUUAGAGAUUUCAAGAAAUUCAUAUGACCUGCCUUUGGAGACUUUUGAGGAAACAAAUAAGAGCAAAGUAAGAAUUAUUUGCAGUGACCAAUUUCUAAUAUAAUCUAUUCUACACAAUACAAUUUCUGCUAUGGUAUAUUUAAUUUUAUUUUCAUUUAUUAUUCUGAUUGCAUUGUCAAAAUGCAGGUAGGCCAUUACUCCCCUUUUCCUCCUGCCCCCCUUUUUUGAAGAAAAAAAAUGCUAUAGGAAUGGAAGUGAUAACUUCCUUUAUUGUAUAGAUAUUCCUCAAUUACCUUCUGCCUCAUUCAGUGACCAUUCUAACUUAUAAUGGUGCUGAAAAAAGCAUCCCAUGGUCAUCUGAUUGCCACUUGUAACAUUUCCAGUCAGCUUCUGCUCAGCAACAUCAGCUAGGAAGUCAGCAGGAAAUUGCAAGUUGUGGAGAUGGGAUAUCAUGCUUAAUGAUUGCAGGUGGUUUGCUUAACAAUUGAAGUAAAACUGAUGUUCGUAGGUUGUGAUUAUGUGAUGUUUCACUUAACAGUGCUGCUUAAUGAUGAGACUAUUGGUUUCAGUUAUGACUUUUACAUGAGGACUACCUAUACAAUGAAUUUUCCAAUGGUACCCAUAUUAAAAAUAUUUUCAGAAGUACUUUGAUACAUCUGGAAGAGAAAGACUUGUAUAUUUUUAAAAUCCUAUUUGUUUCCUAUCAAACUCUGGCAGGUAUCCAGAUUAAGACAGUAGCGCUUGCUACUCUAAAAUUCGAAUCUUUAAUCUGAAAAUAGAUUUAUGUAGCCUGUGGAACUCGUGUAUCAAAUCAGGCAAUUGGUGAAAAUGGCAGUUAUGCUGUUACAUUUGAAAGAUGAUAAAAGGGUGAAAUGUAUACAGAUAUACCAGCCAAGAAUGAUAUGUUGUUAUAUGUUAUAUGUUGUUAAAAGUCGUGUCAUUAAUUUAGUUCUUCUCAAAUGCUUUGGACUACAGCUGUCAUAAUAAAUUCGCCAGUUUGCUCACAUAUUGUAUGGAAAUCAUAGUUCUAAACAUCCAGAGAGCAUUGUCUCUGCCCUACAUUUUUUUCUUCCAAGUGAAAACAUUCGAUAGUUUUCGUAGCCUUCCAGACAUUUGCACUGCAAUUUAUAAAAUUCAAAACCCGCUAAAAUUUAGCUCCUAUGGCUUGUAUGAGCAUUCUCUUUCCCGCUAGAAAAAAAAAAUGCGCAGAGCGCGCUAUUUUUUGACUAAUCGAAGCUGGUUCCCUUUUAUUUUGCAGCAAGGUUCGAUGGGAAUUGUAGUCCUGUUUGCUAAAGUGGCAUUCAGUAAAAGGCUGCUUGCUUCUGCUAUCUUAACCGGGAAAGAAGAUCCUCCCUGAGAUGCUGUACUGCCCUAUUUUUAUUAUUUUUUUUAAUGUGGAAAAAAAAGGGAGGGGGGGGACAAGUUUUAGCGGCAAGAAGAGAGUGGCGUAGAAGGGGCAGGGCCAAUGGAAAUGGGUGUUCGGCGCGAAGAGUGGCGAUUGGCUGGCAAGGAGCGGCAUCGCUCGAGUCGAACCAAUCGGCAGGACCGAGCGGCUAGAGCGCGCGCGGAGAAAUUCCGCCAGUCAGUCUUGGGAGAGGAGAGCGAGCGACGAGCGCGAUCCGGUGUCCUAACUCGACAAACUUCCAAGAAUUCGGUUUACGUAUGUCCAUCAUGCCAAGUACCAGGUCACAGUCCCAGAGCCAGAAGAUUAUAGACUUUCCAAAGCGAAAAUCAGUCAGGAUACUUCAGAAAUCAUUAGAGAAUAAGAAGGGUUCCCAUUUAGAUGCAGCAACAUUGCCAACCUCUUUGCCAUCUUCCCCAAAACAGGUCUUACCUCUCAGUCCCCGCAAACGCCUAGGUGAUGAUAAUCUUUGCAAUGUUGCCCACUUAUUACCUUGUACCCCAACUAAGCAGAGUAAAAAAGAAAACAGCUUUCCAGCAACUUCCCCCAGAGCCCAGACUUUACUCUUCGGGGAGCAUUCAGGCUCCAGGACUCCCACCAAGUUCAGCAGUUUGGUUCAGGCUCCAGUACAAAGGAGCCAAGAAACACCUACUAGUAUGAAGUGUUACUCUCUUAAAAAAGAGCGAGUACGAACUCAGCUGUUUAAGCCAGAAGGAACCUAUUAUCAACAGGCAAAGAGUCUUCUUCAUACAGCUGUUCCAGACCAAUUGCUUGCAAGGGAAAAAGAAACAGGUGUCCUGCAAGGAUUCCUCCUGGAACAUGUCUGCAGGAAGAAGCCUGGAAGCCUUUAUAUAUCUGGACCUCCUGGCACUGGGAAAACUGCUUGCCUCAACAGAGCUUUGCUUGAUUUGAAGACAGAACUUACUGGAAUUCAGAUCACAGUCUUAAAUUGCAUGGCUUUAAGGAGCUCCCAAGAUGUCUUCCCAGCAAUUGCCGAAAAGUUGGGCCUGGCUGGAGUUGCCAAAGCAGCCAAAGGUGAUGUCAUCAGAAAACUGGAGAAACGGUUGACAUCAAAAAGUGCAUCGAUGGCUUUGGUUGUAUUAGAUGAGAUGGACCAGUUGGAUAGUAAGGGACAAGAUGUUCUCUAUACCGUAUUUGAAUGGCCUUCCCUUCCCAACUCUCGGCUCGUUCUCAUUGGUAUAGCUAAUGCUCUGGAUCUCACCGAUCGCAUCCUGCCUCGCCUGCAGACCCGACCUUUGUGCAAACCACAGCUACUAAACUUUCCCCCAUACAGCAAAGAUCAGCUGGCUUCUAUUCUCCAGGAACGCUUGAAGAAGGUGUCAGGGGAGCAGGUGUUGGACAAUGCUGCUAUCCAGUUCUGUGCUAGAAAAGUCUCUGCCUUCUCUGGGGAUGCCCGCAAAGCACUGGACAUCUGCAGGAGGGCCAUUGAAAUUGUGGAGUCAGAUGUGAGGACCCAAGCAAUACUUAAACAAAUGCCUGCCUCUGAUUCCAGCCCUGUGACCUCCAUCAAAUCUCAUUCCAAAGCAGCUGCAGUCUGUGGAGGGCUCAAACGAGUGGGCCUGUGUCACGUCUCCCAAGUGAUCUCCGAUGUGUAUGGUGACCGGAUGGCAACUGGUAACAGUUAUGGUGAUGCUUCUUCCUUCCCCCUGCAACAGAAGAUUUUAGUCUGUUCUCUGCUGCUCUUAGCCAAGCAACAGAAUACCAAAGAAAUUAACCUAGGAAAGCUGCAUGAAGCCUACAGCAGAAUUUGUCAGAAACAGAAAGUAGGACCUGUUGACCAAUCGGAGUGCCUCUCACUCUCAGCUCUUUUGGAAUCUAGGGGCAUUGUGGGACUCAAAAAGGCUAAAGAAGCACGGCUGUCUAAGGUUUUUCUGAAAAUAGAAGAGAAGGAUUUGGAACAUGCCCUCAAGGAUGGAAUCUUGGUUGGAAGCAUUUUGGCAGGGGGGCUUUAAAACUGUUGCUUUGUUCCCUUGUACAACACAAUGCCUCAUACGUCUAUUAACCUUAGGAAUCGACUUCAUCAAGACACACAUAGGGGUGCAACGUGCAAAAUAUUUGGACCAUUGGCUUUAUUAUUUUUAAACAAUGAAUUGCCCAAUUUUCAAGGGUUUUAAAAAAAAAUUACCUUUUGAUUAUGCAUCACUCUCAUUUGGAGAUUUAUUUUUGAAUACCAGAAAUAUUUUCCCUUCUUUCCCAGCCACAACGCAGUUAACCUUUCUCUGCUGCCCCUUCCCUCUACAAAUAUGGAACUGCCAAUGUGAUAUUUGUCUCCGUGAUUAAUAGCAGAGAUGAGAAAGGAUGAAAGAUGUCAGUAAGAGAUCCCAUUUGCAGAUGCAGCCAUUAAUGUUGCAAUAGAAAAUAAGAAUGUAGUAGCUUGAGUUCUUUUGAAGUUGGACUGCUUCAAUGAACUAGAUGUCAUUCAUACUGAGGCUUAGCCUCUUGAGAGCUACAAAGGGGCUUAGCCAUAGCACACAGGCACACACACAUUGUUGAGGGCCCUUGAACAUCUUAAUGUUUCUGAACUGUGGCUACAAUCUUAGCACCAAAACUAGUUUCAGACCUGGAGCAAAGAGUCGAUUUUAUUUUUGAGCCAUUUAUUUUGAAAAGUUGAAUUAAUUGAAUAGUUUGAUUUGUAUGAAUAAAAUUUUUACUAAGCCCAGUGUGGAUUUUCUGAAUUGGAAUCUACUUGUUUGUAUACAUAUAUGUGAAUGAUCAGAAUUGGUUUGUUUUAACUGCAAAGCCAUUUAUACUUACACCUCACUUGCAGUGCCUUUCUCCACUGAUUAACUUAGAAUUGUUCUGAUUUAUUGAAAUAUGUACAACCCGAAGUUUUUAACAGUUGCAAUUAUUUGCUAUUGCUUUAAUUUACAAAUUAAAAUAAGUCAAUUUUGCAAUUGUGAAGUUUAAGAUAUAUGCUUGGUUCAGUAGUUACUCAUUUACACUGUUUAGCAAUUUUCAUUAGAGUUGUAUGGCUUUCUGCUUUGGUGGGUGUGUCUACAUAUCCCAUUAAUUGUGGGCUUGUCCUAUGCUCCCUUUUAAAUAUACUUGAAAUUUGUAUGUCUAACAUUAGCUUGUUCCAGAUUAUGCAUAUUUUAGCAGCUAUCACUAGUGUUCUCUUGGAGUUUAGAAGACUACCCACUACAUCAUUUUCAGGAUAUGCAAUUCUGUAACAAAUAUUGUUAAAUUUUAGUGAGAAUACUAGUAUUAAUAAAGAGCUGGGGGCUUUCAGUUUAAUUAGUGCUCUCCCCUAAAUUUUUAUACUGCCUAAUUUUCCACAAAGCUGCUCAUGUGGCCAUAGCAAGAGAUGUAUUACAUGUGGUUUUUUGGCAUAUACAUUUUAUAGCCUCCUUGUUCAGCUUUGGUGGAAUGGGAUGACUUGACCCAUCUGCAUCCCUGAUGGCCGACUCCUGUAAACCACAAUGGCAUCAGAUGUUAAAAAUCCAUGACAGUGUUAAGAGAAACCAGCCUAGCCCCAUAAAAACAAAGGGAGAUUUUGUGGUUGUCUCUCCUGGCCACUAACUGAGUGGUUAACCAUUGCAAUAUAUCCA
Messenger RNA from Thamnophis elegans (Western terrestrial garter snake), 5539 nucleotides. RefSeq names its product cell division cycle 6 (gene CDC6). Gene Ontology annotation, molecular function: ATP hydrolysis activity; DNA replication origin binding. Gene Ontology annotation, cellular component: nucleus. Gene Ontology annotation, biological process: DNA replication initiation; cell division; mitotic DNA replication checkpoint signaling. The record is from RefSeq and is a predicted model, not a curated record. Lineage: Eukaryota; Metazoa; Chordata; Lepidosauria; Squamata; Natricidae. The coding region runs from base 2231 to 3943 and encodes 570 amino acids. The transcript has 12 exons.